Messenger RNA from Homarus americanus (American lobster), 2062 nucleotides. RefSeq names its product caseinolytic peptidase B protein homolog. NCBI's taxonomy places the organism in Eukaryota, Metazoa, Arthropoda, Malacostraca, Decapoda, Nephropidae. Gene Ontology annotation, biological process: cellular response to heat. Gene Ontology annotation, molecular function: ATP hydrolysis activity; ATP binding; protein binding. Gene Ontology annotation, cellular component: cytoplasm; mitochondrion. The transcript has 7 exons. The coding region runs from base 4 to 1959 and encodes 651 amino acids. The record is from RefSeq and is a predicted model, not a curated record.
AUCAUGUUGUGGGAUAAGUUAACAAAACCCUUCAUUAGAAUCAUAAGUCUCCAGAACAACACCAUAGAGAGAUUGAUUAACUUCUCUAAACCAAAGAUAAUAGCAGAGGGUUAUAGUGGAGUGUGUGGUGCUGGUUCCUCUGGUCACAGGUGGAUGGUGACCUCAACAGCCAUUAAUGAAUACUUGUUAAGGUCAAGUUAUAUGGGAUGUAGACACCACUACCUCCAUUUUCUGAAGACAUUAGGAGACAAAGAUUGGAGGAAGAGUAAAUGGAAGGAGAGAGGACCCCCCAUGAGCGUGGCGGUGGUGACGGCCUUCUGUUGGGAACUAAACAGAGAACAAAAGAUAAAUGAGAGAGAAUUCCUCCUGGCUGCCAUGGUGGGCAACAUUGACCGCAUGAAGGAGUUCUUAAAGAAAGGAGUUGACGUAAACUGCUGUCAUCCUUAUGGGUGGACGGCACUGCACGCUGCCGCCAUCAAUGCGCGGUCCAAAGCUGUCAAGUUUCUGCUGGAUAAUGGAGCGGAUCCCAACCUUCCUGACAACUUCUCCAGCAUAUUUCAGGUUGCACGUGAGAACAGGACGUCACCCAUCAGCGUUGAAGUGAUCCGGGAGGGAGAGUUCAGCACCCGUCUCAACCACAACCAGAUGUUCCGUGGAUGUACAGCUCUUCACUACGCUGUUCUUGCUGAUGACCAGGAGAGUGUUCAGUCGCUACUAGACGCUGGAGCCAACCCAAUGGUAGUGAAUGAAUACCGUUUUAAGCCGGAAGACUACAGCAGAGACAUUGGCAUGAGAACGAUGAUGCAGAAACACUCGGAGAAGUAUCUCGCCAAGGAGAAACGGAAAGAAAUGGAGGAGAGGCGGAAGUUUCCCCUGGAGCAGAGGAUUAAACAGAGGAUCAUCGGCCAAGAGGGAGCCAUAACCACCGUGUGCGGCGCCAUCAGACGUAAAGAGAACGGUUGGUACGAUGAAGAGCACCCUCUAGUGUUUCUCUUCCUCGGGUCGUCCGGCAUCGGUAAAACAGAACUGGCGAAACAAAUUGCUGAAUAUCUCCACAAAGGAAAGAAAUCCUCAUUUAUCAGAAUAGACAUGUCAGAGUACCAGCAGAAACACGAAGUGGCCAAGUUUAUCGGCUCACCUCCGGGCUAUGUCGGCCACGAGGAUGGUGGACAGUUAACUAAGAGGUUGAAAGCCUAUCCCAAUGCUGUCGUUUUAUUUGACGAAGUCGAGAAAGCUCAUCCCGACGUGUUGACUAUAUUGUUGCAACUGUUUGAUGAAGGCCGACUGACAGAUGGCAAAGGGAAGACUAUUGAGUGUAAGGAUGCAAUAUUUAUCAUGACGUCCAACUUAGCCAGUGAUGAGAUUGCAGAGUACGGUAUGCAGCUGAGGGCAGAGGCGGACAAGAUCACACAACAGCGGUACGAGGGAGAGCCACAGGACUUAGAGAUAACAGAAACCAUCACCAUAUCACGCAGAUUUAAAGAACAUAUUAUUCGUCCUAUCCUGAAAAACCACUUCCAGAGGGACGAAUUUCUGGGAAGAAUUAAUGAGAUCGUUUACUUUGUUCCGUUCUCACGAUUGGAAUUGUUAAAACUGGUUCGCAUUGAGCUUGACAAGUGGUCUAAACAGGCCCGUGAGAAACACAGCAUAGAGCUAAAGUGGGACCCCAUGGUGCUGGAUGUGUUGGCUGAUGGCUACAAUGUUUAUUAUGGUGCUCGAUCCAUUAAACAUGAGGUUGAGCGGCGACUGGUGAAUCAGCUGGCCAUGGCAUAUGAGAGUGGACUGAUCACUCCAGGCUGUACAGUGUUCGUGUACACAGACGUCCCCACCUCAGAGGCUGACAAGGCCAAGCUACAAGACUCGCCGUCACCGAUCAAGAUCCGUGUUAAGACAGAGGGAACCGAUAGUUUCACUGAUGUUGACCCGAGUGAACACUUGAAACAGAGCGCAGGAAAGUGAUAUAAAAAUUAUGGUAGUCAGUAAAAUUAGUUUGUGUAUCUACAGUAAUCUCUCGGUAUAACGGACACCCUAUAUGUGCAUCAGAUUCCAGUUACAGUGGACC